Messenger RNA from Globicephala melas (long-finned pilot whale), 2384 nucleotides. It is a transcript of the gene PRSS57, whose product is annotated as serine protease 57. NCBI's taxonomy places the organism in Eukaryota, Metazoa, Chordata, Mammalia, Artiodactyla, Delphinidae. The record is from RefSeq and is a predicted model, not a curated record. Gene Ontology annotation, biological process: proteolysis. Gene Ontology annotation, molecular function: serine-type endopeptidase activity.
UGGGGACGACUCUGGAUUCCCGGGGGCCCAGCGUCAUCACAGCGUCCUUAUAAGAGGGAGGCGGGAGGGUCAGACGCAGAGAGAGACGGGAGAUGCUGCGCUGCUGGCUGUGAGGAUGCAGGAGGAGCCGCGAGCCAGGGAUGCGGCGCCUCUGGAAGCUGGAAAAGGCAGGAACCGAUGCUCCCCUGGAGGCUCCGGAAGGACCAGCCCUGCCCACACCUGGAUUUAGCCCCAUGAGACCCAUGUUGGAGUCCUGUCCUGCCUCUAUCUCUCUGUCUCCCUCUGUCUCUGUGUCUAUCUCUCUGUCUCUGCCUCUCUUCCAUGUCUCUGCCACUGGGUCUCUCCCACCUCCACCUCACCUUCUCCGUCCAUCCCACGCCCUCACACCCUUGUCGAAAUGCUGAGUGAUGGGCUGGGAGGACCACCCUCCCCCGCCCCGGCACUGAUGGAGCCCACCCUGGUCCUCCGGGCUGGGCACUGCGUUCUGGCGAGGUACCCUCUGUGCCUCCGAGGCGUGUGUGGGGUGAGCCUACUGUGAGCAGCGGCCACUGAGCCUCCGUUCCCCUUCCUGUGACACUGGCCCCCUCUCUGCACAGGGCUACCCCUAGCCCCAGUGGCUCUCCUCCAUGCUGUGCGGGGUCCCCUGCCUCCCAGAUGUCCCUCUGCGUCUCCACUUUAGUGACUGAUGGCGGACGGGCACGGGGUCUCAGCAAAGCCUCCGCAAGGCAGCACAGGGCCUCUGACCUGUGUGUCCCCUGUGUGUGGCCCCUCACCAAGGCCCUGCUGCCCCUUCCCUGCUCGGAAGCCUCCAUGGCUCCCCGGUACCCACAGGAGAAGCCCCUGCCUUCAAGGCCCUGAACUGACCUGACAAGCUCGCUGUUCUCUGGCCACCAGAGCCCGUGCUUCAGCCGUGAAGCCAGAUCACCUCAUCUGUACCCACAACCCCGAGAAACGCCAGCACCGCGAGGGUGGGUGCCUUUGUCACAUUGGGCUCCAUCUCCAGCACUUACCGGAGGCUGGUAAUGCCGUAGGCACUCAAUACCUCAAUACAUGCAACCAAGGCAGCAGCAGUCACAAGGCUUUCUGGAGGCUGGGGUUGCAGAUGGGGAAACUGAGGUUUGAGGCAGUGACGGGCAGGGCGGGACCCGGACCCCCUUCAGCUGGAGAGCUGGUCCCCAGCCCUGAGGGGCAGCGAGGGCUGUUGUGCUGCCAGCUGCGUACCUGGGAGAUGCUGGGUAAGCCGGGGCAUGGCACGCAUUAGGGACCUCUGGGGUCACAUGUCUUGGCAGAGCCGGGAGCCCCCCAGAGCCCCCGUGCCCACUCCACUGCCCUGGCUCCUGGCUUCCCGUGCCAUUACGAUUAUCAUCAACGACCCCGAUGCAGGAGAAUCAUCAGGCUUUCCGAAGCACGGGCUCAGAACUGGGCUGGUGGGGCCUCUGACCACAGGCCACAGCCCAGUUCCCCAUUUCCGGGCCGUUGGGCGGUGGGUGGACCACGGCCCGCAGAGCUCUCCAGGGAGAGGCUGACCUGCAGCAGCCAUGAGGCCCGGGGAGGGGAGCUGGGCCUGCCUGCUGCUGACUCUGACCGCCUUCCAGAUGCUGCCCAUGAGGCCCCCAGGCUCCUGGGCGUCCCGAAUCAUCGGGGGCCACAAGGUGACCCCCCACUCCCGGCCCUACAUGGCGUCCGUGAGUUUCCAGGGCCAGCACCACUGCGGGGGCUUCCUGCUGCAGACCCGCUGGGUUGUGUCGGCCGCCCACUGCUUCAGAGACAGAGACCCCCAAACGGGCCUGGUGGUGCUAGGGGCCCACGACCUGCGCACCGCAGAGGCCACGCAGCAGGUGUUCAGCAUCUCGGCUGUCUUCACGCACCCCGACUACCAUCUGGCCACCCACACCAGUGACAUCUGUCUGCUGCGGCUGAACAGCUCUGCCAUCCUGGGUCCUGCAGUGGGGCUGCUGGGGCUGCCACGGAGGCCACCCAGGGCCGGGGCACGGUGCCAGGUGGCCGGCUGGGGCUCCGUGUCCGACUUCGAGGAGCUGCCGCCUGUGUUGAUGGAGGCCGAGGUCCGCGUGCUGGGCCUGGACAUCUGCAACAGCUCCUGGAAGGGGCGGCUGAGCCCUGCCAUGCUCUGCACCCGCAGUGGGGACCGCCGGCGACGUGGCUUCUGCUCGGCAGACUCUGGGGGGCCCCUGGUUUGCAGAAAUCGGGCCCAUGGCAUCGUCUCCUUCUCCGGCCUCUGGUGCGGCGACCCCAAGACCCCCGACGUGUACACACUGGUGUCCGCCUUCGUGACCUGGAUCUGGGACGUGGUUCGGCGGGGCCCGCACGGCCCCCAGCCCAGCCCCCCACCCAGGACCACUGGGGGCCCAGCAGGAGUUGCCUGA